This is a messenger RNA of Elgaria multicarinata webbii, 2107 nucleotides long. RefSeq names its product gastrula zinc finger protein XlCGF26.1-like. The transcript has a single exon. Gene Ontology annotation, molecular function: RNA polymerase II cis-regulatory region sequence-specific DNA binding; DNA-binding transcription factor activity, RNA polymerase II-specific. Lineage: Eukaryota; Metazoa; Chordata; Lepidosauria; Squamata; Anguidae. Gene Ontology annotation, biological process: regulation of transcription by RNA polymerase II. Gene Ontology annotation, cellular component: nucleus. The record is from RefSeq and is a predicted model, not a curated record. The coding region runs from base 59 to 2014 and encodes 651 amino acids.
AUGCUUGGAGUGCAGAAAGAGCUUCAAGUCGAAGAAUGGCCUUUCUUUACAUCAAAGGAUGCACACAGGGGAGAAACCAUUUGAAUGUUCGCAGUGUGGAAAGACCUUCAGAUGGAAGGGGACCCUUGAAAUACAUCAGCGAAUUCACGCAGGCGCAGCAGAGAAACCAUUUGAAUGUUCGCAGUGUGGAAAGAGAUUCUUUUCCAAAUACAGCGUUACACACCAUCAAUUAGUUCACAGAGAAGACAAGCCAUUAAAAUGUCUGGAAUGCAGAAAGAGUUUCAGCAAUAAGCAUGACCUUGCUAAACAUCAAAGAGUUCACACAGGAGAGAAACCAUUUACCUGUCUGGAGUGUGGGAAAGCAUUUACUCAGAAGGGGGCACUUACUGUCCAUCAAAGAAGGCACUCUGGGGAGAAGCCUUUUAAAUGCUUGGAGUGCGGAAAGAGCUUCAAGUCGAAGAACGGCCUUUCUUUACAUCAAAGGAUGCACACAGGGGAGAAACCAUUUGAAUGUUCGCAGUGUGGAAAGACCUUCAGAUGGAAGGGGACCCUUGAAAUACAUCAGCGAAUUCACACAGAUGAGAAACCAUUUGAAUGUUCGCAGUGUGGAAAGAGAUUCUUUUCCCAAUACAGCGUUACACGCCAUCAAUUAGUUCACAAAGAAGACAAGCCAUUAAAAUGUCUGGAAUGCAGAAAGAGUUUCAGCGAUAAGCAUGACCUUGCUAAACAUCAAAGAAUUCACACAGGAGAGAAACCAUUUACCUGUCUGGAGUGUGGGAAAGCAUUUAGUCAGAAGAGGGUACUUAUUGCCCAUCAAAGAAUACACUCAGGGGAGAAACCAUUUGAAUGCUUGGAGUGUGGAAAGAACUUCAGGUGGAAGGUGAGCCUUGCAAUACAUCAAAGAAUUCACACAGACACGGAAGAGAAACCAUUUGAAUGUUUGCAGUGUGGAAAGAGAUUCUUUUCUAGGUACAGCGUUACACGUCAUCAGCUUAUUCACAGAGAAGACAAGCCGUAUAAAUGUCUGGAGUGCAGAAAGAGUUUCAGUGAUAAGCAUGAUCUUGCUAGACAUCAAAGAAUUCACACAGGAGAGAAACCAUUUACCUGUCUGGGGUGUGGAAAAACAUUUAGGGAGAAGGGGGCACUUACUGUCCAUAAAAGAAUACACUCAGGGGAGAAACCAUUUGAAUGCUUGGAAUGUGGGAAGAGAUUCUGCCAGAAGGGUGCCCUUCAAGGUCAUCAAAGAAAGCAUACCGGGGAGAAGCCAUUUAAAUGCCUGGAGUGUGGAAAGGGAUUCCUCUUCAGUAGUGCUCUUGAUGUACAUCAAAGAACUCACACCGGGGAGAAGCCAUUUAAAUGCCUAGAGUGUGGAAAGAGGUUCAGUGCGAAGAACUGCCUUACUUUACAUCAACGAAUGCACACAGGGGAGAAACCAUUUGAAUGUCUGGAGUGCGGAAAGAGUUUUACCGAUAAGCCUGGCCUUGCUAGACAUCAAAGAAUUCACACGGGAGAGAAACCUUUUCAAUGUCUGCAGUGUGGAAAGAGCUUUAGUGAGAGGAGAAGCCUUAUAUAUCAUCAGACAACUCUCACUGGGGAGAUGCCUUUUAAUUGCUUGGUGCUUGCAAAGAGAUUCCGCAAGCGGGGUGCCCAGCAAUACGAUCAAAGUGUGCACACAGAGACUUCUUUGGAGGAGGAGUCUAAUACUCAGGAACAACCUUCUCCUACUGUAAUCCUAGGGCAAGGUUUGGGGUCCUGUAGCAGUGAUGCAUCAUCCAAGGUUCCCAGCAACACUUUCCACCCUGUCCUGAGCCCAGCCGUGAUUCCCGAUUUUCCUCCCACCACCCUCAGCUCUACAGAGCACAGGUCGCAGUGUAUCCGGUGGGAUACUCAGAGCCAUGGUGGGAGAGCCUACCUGACUCCCAGAGUACCCUUUCUCCCAGGAAAUGCACUUGAGGAAGGGCCUUCUCAGAAACACUGGUCCACUUAUGAGACAGACUCUGAUGCAACUGCAUAAGCUGGGAGAGCGGGCAUCCAAAUGGCACAAUGGCCAUUCAAUGUAAGCAAGUGUAAAGUGAUGCAUGUUGGAGAAAAACUCCCAACUUCAAGU